GUCACAAGUUUUUCCACGCCCUGGGCGGCGCCAGUUCAGGUCAAUGACAGGCGACUAGUUAGUGCGAUAAACACUGGACACACAAAUGUCCUCAGCGAUGCAUAACAAUCGGAAAGAGCACUUGUACAAGAUCCUUGUCAUCGGUGAUUUGGGAGUAGGGAAGACCAGCAUCAUCAAACGGUAUGUGCAUCAGACGUACUCCACUAACUACAGAGCGACCAUCGGGGUGGAUUUUGCGCUUAAAGUUCUUAACUGGGACUCAGAGACGGUCCGGCUGCAGCUGUGGGACAUCGCAGGUCAGGAACGGUUCGGGAACAUGACGCGGGUUUAUUACCGGGAGGCCAUGGGGGCGUUCAUUGUUUUUGAUGUUUCCAGACCCACCACGUUUGAGGCUGUCUCCAAAUGGAAGGAGGAUCUGGACUCAAAAUUAAUACUUUCAAAUGGCCAGAGUAUCACCACAGUGCUCCUGGCCAAUAAGUGCGACCAAAAUAGAGACUUUCUGACUAACAACAGCCUGAAGAUGGACCAGUACUGCAAGGAGAACGGAUUUGUGGGCUGGUUUGAGACGUCUGCGAAGGAGAACGUCAAUAUUAAUGAAGCUGCCAACUUCCUCGUGAAGCACAUAAUUGCCAGCGAGAAUGAUAUCUUGAAAUCAGUGGUUCCAGAUACAAUCUCUCCACAGCUCCACUCUGAUAAAGAAAUGACCUGUUCUGCAUGUUUUAAACCCUGAGAGAAUGCGGCAGCAGCACUGGUGAUGACCUUCACGCUCCUCAUCCCUCUGAUUCCAGCACGAUGGUCAACCAUUGAUAACCACCACAGAUGAAUGUCCGUUAGUUACAGCAUUAAAAUACAGACACUUUGAGCUUGCACACAGAGGAAAUGUAUUUGUGUCUGAAGCUUUUUUUUUGUAUUUUUGUGUUAUGUCUAACAAAACCUGGGGAGUUCUGGACUGGCAUGCUUGAACGAACAAGGUGAGAGAUUAGAGCUUCUGGGUCAGACACAGACUGAUUAUAAUUUCAGAAACAAAAAUGCUUUAUCAGUAUGCACAUCAAAAUGCAGACUAAUUAUCAUUUUUGGUUUUGGUGGACUGAGUUUUAAUAACCCCAGGUGUUAACAAAUACAAAAAUAACAUUACUUUUUUUGCAAACUCAUGUCGAGGCACUAAGAUUUUUUUUAAUAUGCAUCUGCAUUUCAGCUACAUUCCUGGUCUAAUGUCACAAAAAAUGCAUUUUGCAUUUGGGUUAUAAAUUUUCACUUUUGAAACGGGAGGUUAUGCUUUAGGUUCUUCGCAAUUACAAACCAAGAUUUGUCUCUUGCUAAUUGGAGGCAGGAGGUAUUAGUAGCAGGGACAUUUGAUUGUGGAAAAAAUCAUGUAGUUCAUGAUAAGUCAUCAAUAUUUUACUUUGGUUUAUGCAUUUUACAAAUUUUAAUGGUACUGUUUAAAUGUAAAGUUAAUUUUGUAAAGGUUUCUAUGAAGUUCACCUAUCUUCCCAAUGCAUAUUAUUGAUGUUAUUGUGAACAUCCAUGCUUAUGUUUAAUUUAAAUAUACAACCAAUGGACAAAGCAUUUAACCCAUAGAACUAACUACGAUAUUCUGUAGUAUGCAUAUUUUACCAUACUGACAAUGUUAAAGGACUGUCAUGCUAAGAUAAAUAAUACUUUAUGAGCUAUUUAUCGUUUUAUUUACAGCACAUGAACAUGCAGUUUGUCAUAUCAUAUUUAUGAUUAAGUUAAAUGUUGCUUAAUUGUCGCAAACAAUUUAUAUUUGUAAAAAGAGAGCUGCCAACCUCUUCCCUCAUCCUUUCUGUCUCCUUGAACAUCCUGGCCCUUCUUAUCUACUGCCAUCCUUCCAUUUCAUCCCUUUUUUCCACUCCUAUUUUACUCUCUGCAUCUCACAUCUCCUUUGCGGUGAUUCACCGUAUGACUCAUUGACAUUAUAUAAAUCUCCCAUGAUUCCCUACAUCGCCAUGUGCUUUAUUCAAAUCCUUUAAUGUGUAUAUUGAUCUACUGGCUUUCCAUAUCCAUCUGCACCUGCUGCAAACACAGUUUUUAUUCUCAGAUAUUAUUUGCCUGUGUGGGAGGUGUUGUGUUACGAGAUUGAAUUGUAUCGUUAAAUAUGUUUCUGUGAGCCAUUUCAUACCUUGAAUGUCAAGGUAUAAAGAAACACUUCGAAAUAUG
Messenger RNA from Puntigrus tetrazona (Sumatra barb), 2178 nucleotides. It is a transcript of the gene rab38b, whose product is annotated as RAB38b, member of RAS oncogene family. The record is from RefSeq and is a predicted model, not a curated record. Gene Ontology annotation, molecular function: GTP binding; GTPase activity. Gene Ontology annotation, biological process: endosome to lysosome transport; phagosome-lysosome fusion. Bases 86 to 730 code for a protein of 214 amino acids. The transcript has 3 exons. Gene Ontology annotation, cellular component: lysosome; phagocytic vesicle; Golgi apparatus. NCBI's taxonomy places the organism in Eukaryota, Metazoa, Chordata, Actinopteri, Cypriniformes, Cyprinidae.